Molecule: messenger RNA, 1956 nt
Organism: Alternaria viburni
Lineage: Eukaryota; Fungi; Ascomycota; Dothideomycetes; Pleosporales; Pleosporaceae
Exons: 2
Coding region: 1-1956 (651 amino acids)
Source: RefSeq, a predicted model, not a curated record
AUGCCGCCUGUUAAGGGUUCUCAAACAGGCGUUGACAAAUACAAGCCCUCCACUUCCGAUUUGAGCACCGAAGUAAAUCUAGGAGUCCCAGGCACGGCAGUGCGGCCAAGCACAUCGAGUGGACCUGGAGAGCGUCCAUUCAUGUUCCAUAGGAAAACAAAUCUUGCACCAUCGAUCUAUUCUCAGGACCAUAUCCACUCGUUCCAAUCGCCUACUACUUCCACAACUGUACUCUACAGUCCAGACGCCACGAAAGAACGAGGGGUCAUUGGUAUCGCUCUUGGGUCACCCACCUCAGGUUCACACUGGAAAUCAACGCCUGAGGCUGCGGUACCAACAACCGACUCGAAACCCGCCCAUUCUCCAAUGGCAACACUAAACCACCCCAACGACUCUUCGGCUUCGCUGAGCAGCCGUGUUGAGGCGCCCAAGUCCAAGAUCAGCCGAUGGAAGUCGUUGUUUCGUAAAGCGCCUCCUCCUCAACCAGAAAAGCCAUCGUUCUAUCAGCUGGCGCAGACCGUUGCCGCGGCACCUCGCGCAGACAGCCACCAUGACGAGGAAGCCAAUGAGUCCCAGGCAGCUCGACCAGAAGAGAAGGAGAGGGAGAAGUUGCGCAGUGUGUCACCGCCGACCUAUAGGCCGAAUAUCCGAGCAUCGCGGAAAUGGGCUCCAGGAGAGUUCGUCCCACCUCAGUCGCCACCGGAGACGUCUGCGACCCGAGACCGUGCUAUGACGCUCGGAAAUAUGCCGUCACAUGGGCCUAAGAAGUCUAUGCAACGGUCUUUUACAACACCUGCUCUAGGAGCGCGAGGCGUUGCAGGCGAGGUCCCACCUGUGCCACAGGUUGAAGUAUCGGGCACAACCAACAAAGCACUACCACAGAAUCCGACCGGGUCCGCAGAUGACGGAGGGCCGCUUCUGGACGUCAGCCUUCCCGAUAUCACAAUGGAAAGAUACAGCGUCAUGUUCGGAAACCUCUUGCAGUCCGACCCGAACCGAUUAUCCCUCUUGGCAAGACGGCAAGGCAACACCGAGAAGAUCAAACCGCUGCUAGAGCUGUCUGCAAAGGACGAUCAGAAGGACGAAAGUCCCGUAGAUUACAGUCUUCAGCGCAGGGUUACGUCGCCCGCUCCAGCGUCUGGCUCACCACGACUGUCCCUAUUUCCGUCCACCAACCCCGGCCGCGCACCGUCACCUCUGUCAGGAUCUAUCAUGAGCCGUAGCAAAAAGGAUCUGAAGCGGUCCCGGACGAUGCCCACGAAGUCUCCCCUUCAGCAAACUUUCGCUCAGAAUACAGAGAACACGACCAGACAGAUGGAUUCUACCAAGCUGAAGCCUGUAGCAUCUCCGUACCUGAAGCCAGCAUUGACCCCUACCUCGAUUUGCAGCUUCGAAUCUGAGGCCGAAUCGAUCACGAUCAUAGUCGCCCAGGCAUCACCCGGUCAUCCUAAACCGAUUACGUUGCAUCUUGACGAGCGAGAGCCUGAAUGGGAGAUCUGCACGAAGCCAGUGAGGGCUCUGAAAAGCGAGACCCUUACAGUCAACAGCGAGCCGUCGUCGCCACUAAUCCGCUCGCCCUCGCAACAGCAGCCGAAGGUGACCAAACUCAGCGCGCUGUCAUCGCACCCGUCUUCUGCACCUCUUGACGCACCCUCCCCACUGCAGAGGUUGCAGAGCUUGUCAACUCCACCACACUCGGCCAGUAGACACGGUGAGAAGCGAGCUGAGAUCCAAGCAAGGAGAAGGGAGGGAAAGACAGAAGAAGUCGGCACAGCGAAAGCCAUGGUCGGCGUCGCAAGAAGUGUAUCUGUCAGCAGAGCGAAUAGCCCAAGAGGCGUGGUUCGCACUUUGACGAGUCCGCACGAGGAUCGUGUGGUGGAUCGAUUGGCCCUCACCCCCACGAUGGUGGAAGUCAGGAACCGGAAGAGCCAGAGAGUACAGCUCGAAGAUGCAUAA